UCGAGUGAGUCACACACACAUGCGCGCGCGCAUACACACACACACACACACACACACACGCGCGCACACACACACGCACACACACACCUCUCAGAGGAGAAAAGGAAGGCUGGAGAGAGGCAGAGGACAGCAGCAGCGGAGAGGAGAGCCGCCAGUGGCGCCCCAGCAGCAGCAGCUACAGAAGCAGCAGCUACACCAGCGGCAGCAGCCUGGGUUGCGGCGGCGGCGGCGGCGACAGCAGCAGCAGCGCUGACACAUCCCACCAUGGACAGCUUCGACUUAGCCCUGCUUCAGGAAUGGGACUUGGAGUCUCUGUGUGUCUAUGAACCGGACAGAAAUGUGUUACGGAGGAAAGAACGGGAAAGGAGAAAUCAGGAAACUCAGCAGGAUGAUGGCGCAUUUAGUACAAGUUACUCCCUCUUCAGUGAACCUUACAAGACUAACAAGGGGGAUGAGCUCUCAAAUCGGAUCCAGAAUACUUUAGGCAGUUAUGAUGAAAUGAAAGACUUCUUGACUGACCGAUCCAAUCAGAGUCACCUUGUUGGAGUUCCCAAACCUGGGGUUUCACAGACCCCUAUGAACAAAAUAGAUGAGCAUUUCAUUGCUGACUCAAGAGCGCAGCCCCAAACGCCUAUCUGCAGCACAUCAUCUUCCACACCAGCAGCUGUACCUGUGCAGCAGAGCAAGAGGGUCACCAUGGGCUGGCAGAAAGUUGGGCAUCCCACAUCUGAUGGCCAGCAGAGGGCAAGCAAGCAUGGGCAUAGAUUGCUUGAUCCACACAAUAGUGACUUCAAAUCUGCUAACCAAAAAACCAGUAACGAGAAACCUAAACACUGUGUCUCAAGCCCCACGUCCUCCUCCUCCUCCUCUUCCUCUUCUUCCUCUUCCAACUCAGCACAACCAGGACCUCCAAGGACCAUGCUUGGAGACAGUGUCAGUAGGCAGCAAUCACGGUCCAAACAAAGCUGCAGUGUGGAAAUGGGUCUUCAACCUCAAGAAAGGCCAUCUACCAUGUCUGCCAAACACAACAGUAGUGGGCACUGUGUUCAGAACUUCCCUCCUUCUCUUGCUUCAAAACCAAGUCUAAUCCAGCAGAAACCAACUGCUUAUGUUCGGCCAAUGGAUGGCCAAGACCAGGCCCCUGAUGAAUCUCCUAAACUCAAGUCUUCAUCAGAAACUAGUGUACAUUGUACAUCCUACAGAGGAGUACCUGUCAAUAAAGCUGAAUCAUCUAGAACCAAGUCCAAGCUAGCAAAAUUUAGCAUUCCCAAACAGGGAGAGGACAGUGGAUCAGGCGAUAACAGCUGUGUUGAAGAAAUAUUACGGGAGAUGACCCAUUCCUGGCCUCCACCUCUUUCUGCUAUUCACACACCUGGUAAAUUAGAACCAAGCAAGUUUUCAUUUCCAAAUAAGGACUCUCAGCAUGUAUCCACUGGACACAACAAUCCAAAGAAAGGUGAUGCUGAGCCAAAGAGUCCGGACAAUGGUACAUCAAAUACUUCAAUGCUAGAAGAUGACCUUAAGUUAAGUAGUGAUGAAGAAGAGAAUGAGCAGCAGGCCGCACAGAGAUCUGCUCUCCGCGUUCUGUCUGACAGCGCGGUGGUUCAGCAGCAGGCCAAUAGCAGACCCUCGGGCCCCUCCAGCAAGGGGUCGAGCAGCGGCAGCUCCAGCAGCAGCAGCAGCAGCUCCAGCGACUCGGAAAGCAGUUCGGGCUCCGACUCAGAGAGCGAAAGCAGCUCCAGUGGGAGUGAAGGCAGCAAGCCUUCUCACUACUCCAGCCCAGAGCCAGAACAAGCUUCUUCCAACAAGUGGCAGCUGGAUAAAUGGCUCAACAAAGUGAAUCCCCAUAAGCCUCCGCUCCUGAACCAAAAUGAGAGCCACGGGUCGGAGGGCGGCCAGUACUACAACCGGGGGAAGGACGAAGUCCAGGAGUGCGGGAAAUUAACCACCCUGUGCCAGACCGGCCUUCGAGAGAAGGAGAUCAAGAGCGCCUGCAAAGAGGAGCAGAGGCCUAGGACUGCUAACAAAGCCCCCGGGACUAAAGGGGUAAAGCAGAAGUCGCCUCCCGCCACUGCGCCUGCGCCUCCCGCAACCGCCGCCGCCCCCACAGCGCCCCCUGCCGUCCCUGCCGCCGUCCCCGCUGCUCUGAGCUCAGGACCCGCGGGGACCAUCCCGGUUGCUGCGGAAGGCGCAGGCGCACCGCCCCCUCCCCGGAGGUCGGUCUGCAAGAAGCCCCCGAGGAGGACCGCGACGACUACGGAGAGGGCCUCGGCGGGCGAGGGCGCCAACUGCCACCGGCCACCGGCCGAGGAGCUGGCGGCCAGCGAGGUGCUCCUGGAGAGCCCUGCCCCCGAGCCCCCCAAGACCAGGCCGUGUGGCGGCGGCGGCGGCGCCAGGACUGGCCACCGGAAGGAGCUGCGCUCGUGCUCCUCUUCCUCGGCCGUGGUGGCGGCGGCCGCGGCCUGCGAGAAGCGCCGCACGCGGGGCCUGAGCAAGACGGCCCCCAAGUCGAAGGAGUUCAUCGAAACCGAGUCGUCGUCCUCAUCCUCCUCGUCCUCGUCCUCGUCCGACUCUGAGCCGGAAUCGGAGCAGGACGACUACCUGGGCCCCAAGCCCCCGGCUGUGGGCCCGGCGCCCACGGCGGCGGCGGCCGCCUCGGCGCCGGGAGACCAGCGGCUCCGGGAGGGCGGCCCCGGGAACGGCGGCGGCACCAGCGGCACCAGCACCGCCAACAAGGCCGUGGGCUCCAUCAACGCCAGGACCUCGAGCGACGCGGCCAAGGAGCUCGAGGAGCAGUUCUACACCCUGGUGCCCUUCGGCCGCAACGAGCUGCUCUCCCCGCUCAAGGACAGCGACGAGGUGAAGGCCCUCUGGGUCAAGAUCGACCUGGCCCUCUUGUCCAGGAUCCCAGAGCCCUCGCCCCCCCAGGACCCCCCUGCCGUUGCCCCGGCCGGCCCAGGGGCUAAAGACACGGACCCCGGCCUGCAGAAUCACGCCCCGGACCUGCCGCCCGCAGAAAAGGGGCUGCCGAAAUCCAAGCGGAAACGUAAGUGUGAAAAUGAGGAGGAAUUUAGGGAGAUCAAGAAGACUCAGGGAGAGAAAGAAUGUUCCUCACGACUGACUACUUUGGCCAACAAUACUUCAUCAACAAGCCAUUGCCACUUGAACACCAACAGCUUGGCAAUACCAAUAAAUAAAAAUGAGAAAAUGCUUCGGUCACCCAUUUCACCUCUCUCAGAUGUGUCAAAACACAAAUACUCCAAUGAUGAUUUAACUUCUUCCAGUAGACCUAAUGGCAGCAGUCUGUUCACUUCCAUCUCCAGCAAAAAGCAUAAGACGGAGAAUCAAUUGCAGCCCCAUGUUGGAGACCUUGCCAAAACAGUACACAACACCUCAGAAAACAUUCUCUUCUAUAAUAAACCACGACCCCAGACGGAACCAUGGUCACCCUUAUCCAAUGGACACAGAGACUGCAGGAGACAAAAGCUCAUCUUUGAUGAUAUGCCACGCAGUGCAGAUUAUUUUAUGCAAGAAGCUAAACGGAUGAAACAUAAAGCAGAUGCAAUGGUGGAAAAAUUUGGAAAAGCUUUGAAUUAUGCUGAAGCAGCCCUGUCAUUUAUUGAGUGUGGAAAUGCAAUGGAGCAAGGCCCAAUGGAAUCUAAAUCUCCCUACACAAUGUACUCAGAAACAGUAGAACUCAUCAGGUAUGCUAUGAGACUAAAAACCCACUCAGGCCCAAAUGCCACUCCAGAGGACAAACAAUUAGCUGCAUUAUGUUACCGCUGUCUGGCUCUCCUGUACUGGCGGAUGUUUCGACUCAAAAGGGACCAUGCUGUAAAGUAUUCAAAAGCACUUAUUGACUAUUUCAAGAAUUCAUCUAAAGCUGCCCAGGCCCCAUCUCCAUGGGGUGCCAGUGGAAAGAGCACAGGAACUCCCUCCCCCAUGUCUCCCAGCCCUUCUCCAGUCAGCUCGGUGGGAUCUCAGGGGAGUCUCUCAAGCACUAACACCCCUUCGCCAUCAUCCAUAAUUAGCAUUCCACAUCGGAUCCAUCAGAUGGCAGCCAACCAUGUCAGCAUCACCAAUAGCAUUCUGCACAGCUAUGACUACUGGGAGAUGGCUGACAACCUCGCCAAGGAGAACAGAGAAUUCUUUAAUGAUCUGGAUUUGCUGAUGGGGCCCGUCACCCUGCAUAGCAGUAUGGAACACCUAGUUCAGUACUCCCAGCAAGGACUGCAUUGGCUGCGAAAUAGUGUUCACUCAUCGUAGUGAUUGCGUGCCACUUAGCCGGACUGUGUAAUAAUCUCCCAUGGACUGUUCAAUUAUUCUGGACACUGUGCUACCGAAAUUCUCAGUCACAGCAUUUAUCCAAAUGAAGGUGAAUCUUUCUUCAGCAUCGAACAAUGAUAUUUUUCUAGGGUGUGUGUGUGUGUGUGUGUGUGUGUGUGUGUGUGUGUGUGUGUGUGUGUGUGUGUGUGUAUUUGUAAGUGUGGGUGUGUCUGAGGUUGUCUGUGUAUAUUUGUAAAAUAUAUGCAGCUCUUCAGAAUUCAUCUUCCCCUCCUGUAGUCUCUAUAACUUUAGGAUAGGCAGAAGUGACCAGAGGUGUCUGAUUAGAGAAAAUGUACACAUACAUGCGUCACACAUACAUACACACACAUAUACACAUACCCACACACCACAUUUGUGUUCUAUUUCAAUAUUAUACCUUGGAUUCUUAGAAAAUUCAGCCAAAAUCUCAUGGAUUAGUUAAUUAAGUGCAAUAAAGCACUUUGAAAGCUUGACUGCCAGUUUAGAUGCUCCUAGGACAUACGUUAUUGAUCUUUUUUCAGUCUUUUAAUAUACUCUCUCCCCGCUACUUGCAGAUUGGUAUGAACUAAUGAGUAAUUGAAAAAUGGAAUUGAGUAUGUUAUUUUUUGUGCAGGAAGUUUCAGUGGAUUUCAUGUUACCUUAAUUAUUGCUCUUUUCUGUUAUCACUUCACUUAUCAUUCAGCCUUAUUAUCACCUAAAAAAUACAACAGUAAGCAAAAGAGAUUUUUCCUAAUUUCCUCUUCCUUCUCUGCCCCCCCCCCCAAUUAGAGUGGUUGUAAUGUCAUUGAAAUGAACAAAAGAGAAAAAAUCCAAUGGCUUGGAACCUAAAUAGAUAUUAAACACAUGUGGCAAGGCUAUGCAACUGAAAAGCAAAAAUCACUUAUACAAGUGACAUCAGACACACAUAUACACACAUUUUCAAUUCUGUCUCUCUUAUAAUGGCCCUAUGGACCAAUGUCUUAUCUAACUGCCAGAAAUUUUAAAAAAUCUUUCCCAUGAUAGCUUUCUUGCAAAUGUAGGCCAAAUCGAGACAUAACCUAGAUGUCUCCUUACCAAAAGUCUGGGUUUGCUGCUUAUCAUGCUAAGAACCUUUUACUAUAAUAAUUCCAUAUAAUCCUCUCACUCUUCUUGCAUAAUCUACUAGUGCAAGGCUUUAAUAUUUCUUGAUUUAGGAAACCUUUCCAGUCACUGUUGACAAGCUGCCUUUGAUUGAGGAGAGGGCUGAGGGGUGGUAUUUAAUCCUGCAGCAAAAACUACAGUUUUGUUUGAGUCAACAGAGAUCAGCGCCUAUUUGUAGUAAGUCAUAUGCAUAGUUCCCUUUACCAUCAGUGUGUUUCUGUUAUUAACUUUAUGUUCUCUUUUGAUAUCUUUUAUUGUUUUCAGUUUUCAUUGGAAAUAUAGCCUUAAUCAGAUUUUUGUCACUUCAAAACUGAGCUUUGGAGUUGAGAAAAUAUCUCCCAGAAACAAAGCUUUGGGUCAUAAAAAAAUAGCCAUAUCUUUCCAAAGCCUAACAUUUCCAAACUCUGUAUGUAUGUGUGUACACACUUGCAUAUAUACACACACAUAUACGCAUAUUAGAAAAUUCAGCCAAAAUAUGCGUAUAUGUGUGUGUUGUACAUGUGUGUUUUACAUAUGUAUAUUACAUGCAUGACAUCAAGUCACCCUAAAGAAGGGAUGUGAUACAAUAUGUUGCUUAAACUAUUUCAAGGCAGUGGAGCUAGAAGGAACUUAGAAGAGAUGCCAAUGUACACCCAACCCAGGUAUUGAUGUUCUCAUGCCUUUGGUUGUUGCAUGUUUCCCAAUUUUUAGCCUGAUAUUUAGUUGGAAAGUCAAAUUCACCAGAAUUCCUUAGCUCUACUUAAUGGUUUCAAGUUGUGUGAAUGCUAGAGCUAUCUUGGUGAUAAUUUUUGGAGUUAGUUUGGAAUCUUAUGCCUCGGUAACUGAGGUCCUUAUGAAACUUUUCUUGGAUUUUUAUCUCAGAAUGUUUGAGUUAUAUUAAUACAGUAUUAUUUUUUUCAUUAUUGAUUUCACCUUGGGUGCUACAUAGAUUUUCUUUAUAGGUACCUCUGAUCAGUAAUUGGCACACCCCUACAAUUCUGUCCUCUUUUGGAAACUAUAGAAUUUAGAGUCACACAUUUUUUUUUAAUCCUUAUGAACUCUGAAGGUCAGACCUCUCACAUAGACUAUUCCAUAUAGAUGCUUUGCAAUUCAGGAUGAAUAAAUACUCUCCUAUGAUGCUAUAAAAUGGCUUGCAUCACAAGCAUCUCUCCUAAGUCUUGUAUGUUAUGUACUUGUUUUGUUUUUGGUAAACCCCUUGUUCUAAUCAUGAACUGAAUUAAAUGAGGGAGUAUACUUAGACUGAUUAUCUUAACAUUUUGGUUGGUGACUUGGCAAUCAUUAUUUCAAACAAGGCUUUUAGCAGUGGGUCAUUUUGGUGAUGAUUAGAGUAGAUGAUUAUAUCACAGGUGUUUGUUUCUCUGCCCUGGAUAGUGAAGCAAUACCAUCUGUUCCAUUUGGAAACAGAACUGUGACAAAAGACAAUUUUUAGUGACUUGUCAUUCCUAUCCUAUCUUUUUUCAUUCUUUUAAUUUUCCAUAUAUCUUUGCAUUUGACCUCUUUUUAAUUUUGGAGACAAAUUCUGUUCUCAGGAACCAAAUAUGGGCUUGAUUGAAGUCAGGCCCUCUACAACUUUAAAUAAGAGUUUGUCCUUAAUCACGAUGACAGAAUUAUCUUCAAAUGGGAGUAAUCCAAAUAUUUCCCAAGCCAAAAUCUGGCAUUUGUUAUACAUUCCUUGUAAAAUAUUUUGAUUAGAUAUAACUUCACAAAUCAGAUUCAUGUGCAGAAUUAUGCAAAGAGAGAGGGAGAUUUGGUUAAAACACUUCUUAAUAUUGUAGAUAGGAACUCAGUCCCACAAAGUGAAGGAAGUAGAAUAAAAAUAAGUUGAAGUGCUUUCAAAUUGUUUACCAUAUUUAAGCACAUGAAAUGCAAUACAAGGAAACUUUCUGCACUAAAAAUCAAUUAUCAUUUAUAACAAUUAUAUAUGCAUUGCAUCAUGAUGUGUACAUCUCUGGCACUCCAUAUAUAAUAUAUGGUUUGUGUAAAUGAGUACAUUUAAAUAUAUGUAUACAAUACAGCUAAACCAUAAAAAUGUAGUCAGCCUGAAGGAUAUUACUAGUGCCUAAAUAUUGAGUACAUGUCACUGGAUGUUCAUUUUACCUUGGAAGUGCAGUAAUUGUUACAAAACUAAUUAGUGCAGCUAAUCAUUACUUAAAAUCACAUCUUUGAAACUGUGCAGUAGUAUUUAUGUAUAAUAUAUAUGAAGUAUAUAUACACAUGUAUACAUGUAUAUUUUUAAAUAACAUUUUUCCACAGUUUUCACAGUUUUUCCAGAGCUACUGUUAAAAAAAAAUCUAUAUUACACAAAAAAAAGCAGAAUUUUUUUUUCCUAAGGAAGUAGACACUCUGCACACCCAGUUAACAUUGUGGUUUAUCUGUUUCUAGAUACCCAAGAGACUUUAGCAGUCACCAGCCUUAAUGCAUGUACAGAAUAUUCUUGUGAUUUAUCUGUGUUUUUUUUUAAUCCUCAUGAAAUUGGAAUUUAUAAACAUGUCUACCUUUCUGAGGUUGCCGAUGUUACAUUAAGUGAUUUAUGCUGUCAAAUGGGAGAAGUUGAAUUGUAAGUAAAGAAUCUCAACUGAAUUCCAUAAAUUUUUAUAAGAAAAAUUCAAAAUUGAAAUGUUUUACAAAUCAGUCAUUCACAAAGCAUCCUUUUUAUGCAUAUUUUUAUUGAAUACCCACUAGAUAAUUAGCAUAAUAAGCCUAAUUCUUGAUGCAAAGAUAUAUAUUCUCUUCAUGAAGUCUACCGUUCCUUGCUUAUGCUGCUCCUCCGAGCUUCCUAUAGUCCCUUUAUACAUACUACACACACACACACACACACACACACACACACCUAAUUCACCAGAGAACUGUCCAAAAGAAACAAAAAGCCUCAAAAACACGUGUUUACCACAUGUAUUUUUGAGUCUAACUGACAUAGAUUUAUUUAUCCCUGAAGUACCUUUUAGCUAGUUAUCUUGUGUUGGUGCCGAAAUGAGGUGUCUGAGCUGAAGGAGCAAGUGACUUGACUUGCAGUGUGCCAUUUUUCAACUCUUGGCACCAUUAUACAAUAAACUUUAUUAGCCUUUAAAAAAAAAAAACCUUCAAUGUGAACUUUUAAUUCAAGAAAAUGCAGGUAUUAGAACAGUGACUUGUCAUGCUAUGUCCUCCUGUAUAGGGGAAAAAAUACCUUUUUAAAAUAAAAUUACAUCUUAAGUCUCUCCCUCCAGAAACCUCUCUUUCUACCUUUGUACAUUUCAAUGAAGUUAUUUCAAGUCCUUUCAACUUUUUGUCCUGCCGUACUUAUUUGAGCUAUUCAGAAAUAAUUUGUCUCAAAAGUAGCAAUGGGUGACUUUCAGAGGUUACAUUCAACCAGUCAGAUUGGUUCAGUUAAUGCCCACAACAGGACUUUUAGCACACUGACUAUGAAGGACUGGGUUGUUCUUCAAAAGAAGAGGGAUACUUUGCAUUCCUUGCAUUAGAGAUCUUCCAACUAGGAGGUAUCCUUUGGACAGUGGUUUUUCCCACCUUGGGUUAAACUUGAUUGAGGGCUAAACUUCCAACAGAAUCACUUUUUAUUUUACAGCACUUCCAUUUUAACUGAAACUUGGAACCCAUGGAGAUUCACAAAACAUAAAAAGAAAAGUGAAAACCAAUAACAAAUAAAACUGAGUUUCAAAUUUGGGGUCAGUUCUUCUAUUUUCUCAUGUGCCCAUUUCUAAGAAACAACAGCUUUUAAAUCUUAAUGAUUUGUUCCAGCUAAUGGCAUAGGAACCAUUCAGGAUUCUGAUUCAUUUUUUCCUUUGUCCAAACUGAAAUAUUCUACUGUCAGACAGACUACACUUGUUUGUGUGACAUAAGGAAAAUUAUAAAAACUACCCUCUCUAACUAAUUGCAUAUGACCAUGGUUCAUUUCUGUAAUUAAUUGGUACCGUAAGUCCACUGGGGGGUACACUCUUGAUGGGAUGCAGAGGGAUUUAGCAUCACAGUUCUCACUCACACUAAUGGGAAUCAAGGGAUUAAAUCCCCAUGUAUUAAGUUGACAAUUUACCUCUUACAGCCAAUUUUAAAAUGCAUUGAUCUGAAGAGUGAAUGCAAGACAGUAAUUAUUAGUGAGCACUGGGCCCAACUGUAGUGUUUAAGUGUCAGUAAGUAUUGAUGAGAACUGAAAAACUAAAUAAUAGCCUAUGUUUAUUUUAUAUGGCAAGAAUAAUUUUUGUUUCUAGAGAUGGUUUUUAAUUUGGGGAAUUUUGUAAGCCUGGGUAGAAGAUAAAAGUUUUUUAGUUCCUUUAUUAUUCCUUACCAACUGUGUGACCCUGGACAAGUUACACACCACCUCUCUGUGCCUCGGUUUCAUCAUUUGUAAAAUUAGAAGGUUGGACCGAGUCCCUUCCACCUCUGCAUCAAUGAUCAUUAAUUUUUUUCCCCAAUUUUCCAUAAGGUAAAAAUUGUCCCUGAAAUUGGGGGAGUUGGGAUUUCUGGAUACUCAAAACUAAGCAAACUAGGAAGAAAAAGGAGAAAAUAUUUAUAUCCAGAGAUGUACCUCUGGAGGAUAUAUUCCUGGAUUGGGCCUUGUUCACUGUGGCUAAAAGUAAUUUAGCUUUUAAAGAAUUCUCUUUGUAUCCCUUCUGUCAUCUUGUCCCAGCAGUAUACAAAUCACUACAAAGCCAGGACGUGGCUUAUAAAUUAUGAUGGCAAUAAUCCUAUGCAUAAACCUCUCCCGCCCCCACCAAUUUUUAGUUAGAGAAACUAUUGUAGCAUCACCAAAGUAUUCACAAAUACACAGAGGCAUAUUUGAGUAGUAAAAUAUAAAUAUUAACUCUUCAGCAAUUUGCAUACUAUUUAAUAAUCCCUUGCAAUUUCUAGAGUAGUCAGCUCAGACUCAAAUGCCCUUAUCUCUGUGACCAGCAUUAUUCCUUUGUCUUUUACCCCACUAUGCAAUACUCUAGAAGUCACAGAUUUAGCAUCUUAACUUUUCAGUAGGACAGAGUCCAAUCAUGGUGGGACAUUGAAGAAGCAAAACUGCAGUGCAUAACUGGAGGGGGAGUGUGACCCCCUAAUCCUAUCCCUCCUAUUGCCCUGUUGUAUGUGACCUUGAGCAAAGCUGCUUCUCCAUGCCUCAGUUUCUUCCUUGGUAAAUGAGAUUCACAACACCAACUACCUCGCUGAGACAACAUGAAAAUCAAAAGGUUAGUUCCUGUACUUUGAGAUCCCAAGCUACAAAGUGCUCAGGAGGUAUUAAUGCGGUUACUAUGGCAGCAGCACUCAUAAAAAAUAUUCAGUUCAUCUGCAAACUCCCAUAUUCAAACCUGUAGGAAUCGUGAGAUGUAAAACUAUAUUCCCUACCAAUAACCUUUUAAGACUGCCAGCCUCAACUUCGAUUCAGAAAGCUAGAGAUUGGAGGGCGACUGGAAUAAUCUAGACCUUUGGGACUAGGGAGAUGGGGAAUACAGAUUCCCAAGGCUGGGAGAUCUUCCCUCUGGCUAGUAUGUGAAAGAGAUAGACGUUACCUUUGUUGCUACCCUGUUUCUAAACCAUGUGCAAAGUACUAAUUAACAAACAAGAGUGUGUGUACUCUCUUUGCCAGGUGCAUCAGGGUUGCUAAGUAACUUAUGGUUGGUGACUUAGUCUCCACCCUCCUGUGACCCAUACUUAUUUUUCAUUGUUUGGCCUUGGGAAAUAUGAGAUCAUCUUGCUGAAAAGAGGAAGAAUCUUGCUAAAGUAACUACUUCCUAUCACCUCCCCACAAACAGGAAAAUAAAUGACUGAAAAUCUUGCUUCAGACAUUUGUAGUAGGGUCUAAGUGGGUGUUGCUGAGCCUAGUCCAAAAAUGGAAGCUAUUUUCAUACUAGCUUAGUAAUAUAAACCUUUUCUGAUCUUUCUCCCUAUAGCCUUUAAUACUAUGGGACUGAAUGAGAAACAAUAGGACUCACAUACCUUUUUUUCCUUCUAAGGGUAAAAUGUAUCUGAAAGUCUGCUGCAGGGGCUUGGUCCAAGGGUAAGAUCUGCCAGCAUAGGCCUUGGGUCUGUCCUAAGUUUAGGAAAAGAAAUACCUUUCUUUGUAUAAACAGUUGACUAAGAGAGAGCCCUUCGGAUGAUCAAGUUAAUUAUGGACCAAUCAUUUGUCAAUACAAGGUGAAGAAAAAAGUGCAUUAUACUAGGUUUGUUCAGGCCAUCAGAUGCUUAGUAUAUUUACACAACCCCAAACAUCUGGAUGAAAACUGGAACAUGCAGCUCAUCAUUGGGGAUUUGGGGUCAUGGAAAUUGGCUGUGUAAAUGAUAAAAUGUUCAUCUAAUACUGGGUGUCAUUUAAAUACAGCAUCCAUCAGGUUGCCAAUUCUCCCUAUACCUCUAAGGCUUUGGAGUUUAACAAGAAACUUUAUAAAACAGUAACUGUGACUAUCACUACUUCCCUUUGUUGGAUCACUUUGAGUAACUUUGUCACCUCUCUCUUCCUUGAGGUCACCAAAAAAUGUCAAUGGAUGUAAUGUUACACAAUUCUGGCGAGUAUGAAUGGUGACUAUCUGAAUGAAAAGCUCCAAUAUGAUUGCACUAGCUGCAUUAAAACCCAUUAUAAUAAAGUGUAACUGCUAAUAACUUGGGUUUCAUUUUUAACAACAGUAACUCUCAGUAGUUGCAGGAAACUUUCAGGGGUAGGUGUUGAAUUUGCUACUCGGUAGGAUCAAGUUGUUGAAAUCCUAUUCAAUUUUCAUCAUCUCAUGCAGGAACCUAAAAUUCCAUAGUUAUGUCACGCCAACAACUGGUAUUUAUUCAUAGAGAAGGCAAUAGUAAUAUAACACAAGGAUAUCAAGGAUCAUGUUCUGGCCUUGUGAGUUUCAUCAAAUUCCAUCCAAGUCCUUACCAUUACAUAUCAUUUCAUGUUGUUGGCUAUCUGGAAGCCACUGGCAACUCAGGAGCCCAGCUCAUUUCCAACUAGAUUUUUCCAAUGAUCCAGACUUUAGUCUUUACAAUACCAAAUUAUAGACCCUUCACCUGCCCCUUGCUUGUAGGAAUUGGUCUUAGUGAUUGUAGAAUUGAACGAUUUUUUUUUUUAAUGGGACUAUUCUGUACAGUAAUUUAUGCUGUAAAAAUGUACAUAUUAUCAUUGUAGCACUGAUGAAUGAUUUGAAGUGCUGUAUUUAUUAGGUCAGUUACCAUUUUCAUUUGUCUGUUCAUUCUAUAUUAAGAUAACUUAAUUUUAUUUUUGUUACAUGAGAUUCAUUUAGGGGCUAUUUGUCAAUGCAUUUGGACCCUGUAAUGGAGAAAGCCCAGAAUUUAUGUUGAUAACACAGUGGCUAUUUUAAUUGAAAUGGGUGUGAUGAUUUCACUAUGCAUCAAAAUGGGAAAUUAUAUUACUAAUGAUGGUCAAAAUCAUAUGCUUUUAUCUAUGUAUUUUAGUAAUAUGAGCAAAGUGAUUACUAGAUGCCAUGAAUACAGACCCGUGACUUUGAUGAAGUUUACUCUUUUAUUUCCUUCUCAGAACCCAUAAACUGUUUGUUCUAAAGGAAAUGAAAAUGGAUACACAUUAAACAAGUCCAAUCAUUUCCCCAUGACUUGUUCUUACUCCCUGGACUUCUUCCUAGAAGUUUGAAAUGCGAGGGCCUAUCAGACUUGAACUUGGUGGUUGUUCAUAUCUGCCUAAUUAAACAUAAACAUAAAAUCCUCUUUUUUCUUCUCCCUCUCUCCUUUCUGUAAAAGGGCAGAAAAUAAAUUCGCUAUAUUUGUCCCAUUCCAAACAAACAAAACCCCCAAAGCAAAGUGCAUAUGUUCCAAUGGCAGACGGUCUGGAAGGGGUAGGAAGCCUAUCUGUUAUUAAUGAUUUGUUUCUGGGUUUUUGUGUAUUUUGUCUGAUUUUAAAGUUCACAUGUACAAAGAUAAUGGAAUCAUAGACAACUUGUUUUACUGUUUGGAGAUUUUGCUGUUUCUAUAAUUCAUAUGAAACCCAUGUAGCACAGUUUCUGGAAUGGUCAAACAUCUUACUGUAAUGUAACAGAAUGAGCCUUAAGGAUUUGUAAGAAUAAGCACUUUUAUAUUAAAAAGUAAAUAUUAAUUCAUCAGUAAGAUUACUUUUUUAAUGUGACAAUAAACCAUAAAAUCAACAUC
Molecule: messenger RNA, 13503 nt
Organism: Dromiciops gliroides (monito del monte)
Lineage: Eukaryota; Metazoa; Chordata; Mammalia; Microbiotheria; Microbiotheriidae
Gene: AFF3
Product: AF4/FMR2 family member 3
Exons: 22
Coding region: 265-4266 (1333 amino acids)
Biological process (GO): regulation of gene expression
Cellular component (GO): nucleus; super elongation complex
Source: RefSeq, a predicted model, not a curated record